CUCUUAUCUACCACAGCCUCACCUGCUACAACAGAACUUACACUUACACUCUUCAUUCUUAAUCUUAUCCUUAUUUCCUAUUCUCACUCGUAUCAUCAAUCAUCUCUAUAUACCCAUUAGAUCCGACCUCGUUAAGAUGUCUCGUAUCCCUAUUCGAGGCCUAGCGGAUAUACUCCUUGCCAAAACGACACAAAGGCAUAGUAGGGACCAAGAAGGAAGCUCUUCAAAGAAGAGGAAGAUUAAGGAAGAACUUGUGGACGAUAGAGAAUUCCUAGCUGGGUUUAGUGAUGACGAAAGUGAUUAUAACGUCAGUCCUGACCUACAUGCCGAUCUUGCCUCUGAUGACCUUACAGAGAACCUCAUUGGCCUCCAGACUGACCAGGCUGAAGUCGUUGACGAUAAUGAGACAACCCUUCUAGAUCUACACGAUCUUCGGCUGCUCGAGCAGUUCCAGGAUCCUGAAGAGGAAGAUAUAAUACCAACGGUUCCUGUCGAUACUAUCGAUGAGGACGAUAUAGAGACUGUUAUAUCUGCCACAGUUGGAUAUCAGCCAUCUUUCACUGCCGCACCUUCUACCGCUGUAUUUGACACGGUCGCUGGUCCUAGUCACGUCACUGCUGAGGCCACUGCGGCCAUCCAACCGCCUGCGGACUUCGACGACUCAACACCUGUCCCCAACCCUCGAGCAGCCCCUACAUCAGACUUUGAGGUUGCACUCGGCCUAUGGUGUCAAGAGGCAGGUAUCUCACGCGCUCAGUGGACAGGCCUUCGAGAAAUCCUUAAUAUGCUGAGCGAUGACGCUGUAAAGAAGCUGCCAAAGGCCCUAGAUACCCUGAAGCUACAUGCUGUUGGCCAACUCCCUCUCCUUGAGCUCCGUCAGACCCCCAUCAAGCUUAAUAUUGCCAAGCUGCCUGCCUCAAGGAGGAAAAUCAUUAUGAGCAGAGCAUUAGCAGCGGGUCAGGUUGCCACUGCGCCUGACAACCUCUUCUUCUUUAACCCUAUCUACCUCUUCCAAGCUAUUCUCUCAUCAACGAUCCGCGAGCGUAUGCAUAUCGGAAUGGCCCAUUUCGUUGAUGAGCCGGCAGAGCUCUGGCACUCUACCGCCUGGGCCUCUUCAAUCCGCUACUCCUCCGGCGAGUUCCCGCGUCUCCCCGAAGGCCAGGUAGUCUUUCCGUCUGAUAUUGUACUAUACCAGUGCAACGAAGCUAUAUGCCGCUGCCACACAGACGCUGACAAAAAUCACAUCGGUCGCAUUCUCUCGUUUGGUAGAGACUACCGUAGCCAACGUGAGCAUCGUGGCCCUAUUGGAUCGGUCGUCGUCGAGGUCCAAAAGAUCGUUCCGUUCAUCGAUCUUAUGGAUACACGCCGGGAUCUCUUGCUCAUGAUCAUCAAGCUUGACCCUCUGCCAGAAAAUAAGGAACUAGUGAUCCUAGAGGAUGAUAUUUCUAUGGUUCUCGAGAGUGCUCUUACUCCAUAUACCUUCAACUUUGACAUCUUCCUUGACUAUGCCUUCGAGAGCAGCGUUAAGCUUAGAGACGACAAGAGCCAUAUUCAAGGCCAGCUCUUUAUCCGCCGUAUUUUCCGUGGGGACAAUAUCCGCCCUCUAAACCAGUCUAGGGCUAUCCGUGGCCAGAUAGAGAUAGCGGAAUAUGGUCGCCAGUAUCUCGUUGACAAGUUUAGCAAAAGUUCUAACAUUAUCUCUAUUCCCCUGCUCGCCUUUCUUGACGGGUUCGGCUUAUUUCGGAACAUGUACCGUACGAUUAUGGGGUUCUAUCUCUUAUUAGCGCCUCUCCGCAGUUCAGACCGUAAUAAGAGGCAGAAUGUCUUCCCACUUACACUCGGCCCGCAUGGCAGCAACUUUACAGAGGUUACCGAUGCCCUUAGAGGUAGAAUAACACAGCUCGAACGAGGCAUUGAUAUGCUUAUCACCGGUAAGCAGUUUACCGUCUGCGUCUCUGUUAUGGCAUAUAUUGGUGAUAUGCCCCAGCAGCAGACCAAUUCAGGCUUCCGAUCUGUCGCCGCCGAAUCUACUUGCAGGAUGUGUCUUGUCGAGACUGCCCAACGUGGCCUCCUUGAUUUUGAUAUCGAAGCCCGCGGCCGAUACCACUAUGAAGUUAUACGUCAGAGGGCUUCUAUCCGAAGCAGACCUAACAAGAUCCAGAGGAAGAUUACGGCCGAUAAGUUAGGUAUGGAAGCAGAGGACCCGGCAUUGAUGAAACUGAGUCCUGCUCUUGAUCUCGUCCUCUCCCGUCCUCCCGAUCCUUUCCACUCUGAACUCAAUGGCAUCACGAAGCUUACGCACCUUCUGUGGAAUGGAGAUCUCUUGACAAAAAAGGCCGCAGCCGAAUAUG
Molecule: messenger RNA, 2351 nt
Organism: Eremomyces bilateralis CBS 781.70
Lineage: Eukaryota; Fungi; Ascomycota; Dothideomycetes; Eremomycetales; Eremomycetaceae
Exons: 2
Source: RefSeq, a predicted model, not a curated record